Molecule: messenger RNA, 639 nt
Organism: Eremomyces bilateralis CBS 781.70
Lineage: Eukaryota; Fungi; Ascomycota; Dothideomycetes; Eremomycetales; Eremomycetaceae
Exons: 1
Coding region: 96-428 (110 amino acids)
Source: RefSeq, a predicted model, not a curated record
UAAUUCUAUUGACGGUUCAUAGAGUUUGGCUCCCCCAAGGCCCAAGUCCAUUCCAUUCCAUGCGAAUGAACAAGUAAAUACAAUCUGCUAAUCUCAUGUUGCCUGACCAUCCGCACACGCCCCCUCACUCCCGUUCCCUUUGCUUUCCCUUUGCUGGCUUUGCUCUGCUGUUCCUAAUUUGUUCCAGAGGUUCCAAUCGUUUCGUUCGUUCCCUUCACCAUCUUCAUAUCCGAUACAUCUCCCACUUUUCUCCCUUUCCCUCUCUUCCCUUUCUCCUCCUUUUUUUCUUCUCAACAUCACCAACUUACCCUUUCUCAACUUUCAACCGUCCCAAACCAUUCCGCGCCAUCGCUUUCGAUUCUACUUUCAUCAGACCCGAAUUCCCUCAACCUUCUGCAUUCAGUAUUCGAUACCAGAUCAUCACUUAACCGGCACUGCAUGCACCGACGGUCCGAUACGAUUUCCGUUCUCUUCGAGGUGGUGAGAGAGGAGUUGAGUGGAGGCCAUUUGCUCCGUGUUAUCGCGCUGGGGGAUCGUGUGAGAGAGACUCAGGCGCGCGUUGAGGUUCCUGGUUUCAACUUGGGAGCAUUUCCCGAUCUGAAACACCUUGUACACCAGCUGCUCCCCCAAGUCAUCCAU